UGGCGGGCCGCCCGGGAAGCGUUCCGGCCACCCACCGUGCAGGGACCUUCGGCCUCCGGCGGAGAGCGCAGCGCCGCCGCGCACACCUGGCACCAUGACCCCGACGCCGGCUUUCGACAAGCCCAAAGUGGAACUGCAUGUCCACCUGGAUGGAGCCAUCAGGCCCGAGACCAUCUUAUACUAUGGCAGGAAGAGGGGGAUCCCCCUCCCAGCCGACACAGCAGAGGGGCUGAAGAACGCCAUCGGCAUGGAUGAGCCGCUCAGCCUCCCAGGCUUCCUGGCCAAGUUUGACAGCUACAUGCCAGCCAUUGCGGGUUCCCGGGAGGCUAUCAAAAGGAUUGCCUAUGAGUUUGUCGAGAUGAAGGCCAAGGAGGGCGUGGUCUAUGUGGAGGUGCGCUACAGUCCACACCUGCUGGCCAACUCUAAAGUGGAGCCGAUCCCCUGGAACCAGGCCGAAGGGGAUGUCACCCCAGACGAGGUGGUGGCCCUAGUGAGCCAGGGCCUGCAGGAGGGAGAGCGAGACUUUGGGGUGAAGGUGCGCUCCAUCCUGUGCUGCAUGCGCCACCAGCCCAACUGGUCCUCCGAGGUGGUGGAGCUGUGUAAGAAGUACCAGCAGCAGACUGUGGUAGCCGUGGACCUGGCUGGAGAUGAGACCAUCGAAGGAAGCAGCCUCUUCCCGGGACAUGUGAAAGCCUAUGAGGAAGCUGUCAAGAGUGGCAUCCACCGCACAGUCCACGCCGGGGAGGCGGGCUCAGCGGAGGUGGUGAGAGAGGCUGUGGAUAUACUCAAGACGGAGAGGGUGGGGCAUGGCUAUGAAGUUGUGGAGGACGAGGCCCUUUAUGACAAGCUGCGCCAGGAAAACAUGCACUUUGAGGUCUGCCCCUGGUCCAGCUACCUCACAGGCGCCUGGAAGCCGGGCAUGGAGCACGUGGUGGUUCGGUUCAAAAAUGACCAGGCUAACUACUCGCUCAACACAGAUGACCCGCUCAUCUUCAAGUCCACCCUGGAGACUGAUUACCAGAUGACCAAACAGGACAUGGGCUUUACCGAAGAGGAGUUCAAGAGACUGAAUAUCAAUGCAGCAAAGUCCUGUUUCCUCCCAGAAGAUGAGAAGGGGGAGCUUCUUGAGCUGCUCUAUAAAGCCUAUGGGAUGCUAUCUUCAGCCUCUGCAGGGCAGCAUCGGUGAAGACAUCACGGCCGCCUCUCUGAGCCCUCACCCUGUGGAUGGAGUCUUCACAACUCUGCGGUCAAGCAACACUCCUUCUUUUACCCCUUCCAGGAACACUAUGAUUUGCAGUCUCAGCUACUGACGUUCUUGAAGCUUGUGUGCCUGUCUCUCUCCACAUGCACAGCUCAGCAUGGCCACACUCUCUGAUUAUGUGCCCAGCUCAGGGGCAGGGCCUAGGUGAAUCUGAAACCCUCCUCCUGUGGUGACUCAUGCUGAAAAUCUGGUGCUCAAUAAAGCAGUCAAUGGCUGGUGUUGUGUA
Equus quagga is the source of this 1487-nucleotide messenger RNA. It is a transcript of the gene ADA, whose product is annotated as adenosine deaminase. Gene Ontology annotation, cellular component: external side of plasma membrane; cytosol. NCBI's taxonomy places the organism in Eukaryota, Metazoa, Chordata, Mammalia, Perissodactyla, Equidae. The transcript has 12 exons. The coding region runs from base 95 to 1186 and encodes 363 amino acids. Gene Ontology annotation, molecular function: adenosine deaminase activity. The record is from RefSeq and is a predicted model, not a curated record. Gene Ontology annotation, biological process: inosine biosynthetic process; hypoxanthine salvage; negative regulation of adenosine receptor signaling pathway.